AUGGCGGCGGCGGACAGCACUGGUUCGAAUGUCUCUAGACGACUGAGAUCGGGGGACCUACUUCAUGCUGGUUUGGCAUUGGCACUGCUACUGGGUGUAUGGAGCGUUGGAGGGCUGGAGGUCUCCACGGGGAAAGUGACCACACUGGAAGCAAUGAACGGCUCAACGGUGCUGCUGCCUUGCACUUACUCCUCCUGCAUCGGCAUCAAGAACCUCUACUUCAACUGGACCAAAAAUGGAACCCUGCUCUGUGAGGCCGUGAUUCCCAUCGAGAAAGUGGAGCCCAAAGUGUCCGUCUACCAUGAGCGCGUGGAGUUUGUGGGCACAUCCAAAGACAACAACAUCUCCAUCCUGCUGUGGAACAUCACCUUUGAAGAUGAGGGGGAUUACGUCUGCUUCGCCCGGAACCCAAAGGAGAAGAACCGAAACCACAGCGCAAUCUACACUCUGAUAGUGGUGGAACAAAUGAGGUUGGUGGACAACACGCUGACCACGGUCAUUGUGUCUGUGGUGGGCGGAGUCAUCGGCCUCAUGAUCCUCAUCAUGGUCAUAAAGGCUCUGGUCAUCCACUUCCUCUGCAAAGGCGAUGAAAAGAAUAAAGAGUGCCUGGUGAGCUCAGGGAACGACAACACAGAGAACGGACUCUCAGGAGCCAAAGCGGCUGCUGCAGUAGUGCAGUCUGUCCUCUGCAGUGCGCCGUUCGAGCACCACUGCCACCUAGAGGCCGACUGGCUCUACUGCGGCAGUCACGGUAGUCACUAA
Messenger RNA from Knipowitschia caucasica, 762 nucleotides. The record is from the annotation of a GenBank genome assembly. NCBI's taxonomy places the organism in Eukaryota, Metazoa, Chordata, Actinopteri, Gobiiformes, Gobiidae.